This is a messenger RNA of Mycena indigotica, 1056 nucleotides long. Its product is annotated as putative Transmembrane protein. NCBI's taxonomy places the organism in Eukaryota, Fungi, Basidiomycota, Agaricomycetes, Agaricales, Mycenaceae. The record is from RefSeq and is a predicted model, not a curated record. The transcript has 12 exons. The coding region runs from base 1 to 1056 and encodes 351 amino acids.
AUGGUCAGCAGCAAGGCAAAUGUGUUCCGCAUAAUCUCGUUCACACUUGCUGGCGGAGACGUCUUGCAGACGAUACCACCCACGUAUCAGCUCUACAAGAGACAAUGGAAGAAUCGCACAUUGAGCCCAGUCUGCUUCUUCUACGCUGCUGCCCGAUACCUUACUAUUAUUUCACUCGUUUCCAAUGCCUAUGGUUUCUAUGGGACGCACUACACGCUCGAGACUUGCAAGCCUUGGUAUAUGCUGCCCAACGUUACAGCGAUGUUGGCUGGCAUGGCUGUCCAGGUCCUUCUCUAUAUCAGGACAUAUGCUAUAUCUGGUCGCUCGCCAUGGGUCAAAUGGGGACUCGGUGCAUUCCUCCUCCUCGGUUUCCCCGUCCAGGUGUUUGGAAUUGUCUUCCGUCGCGAGGCCAGAGUCAAGGGUGGCGAUUGUAAAGGCGUGGUUCUACGUAAAGGAGACCCAGACUGGAACAUUGUUUAUUAUUCCGCUCAUAUGGCCUACGAUUUCGUCGUCUGCGCCGUCGCCACAUUCUUUAUUGUUUAUACUUCGCGGCUGCACGGCAUGUUCCUGAUGUCCAAGUUCAUCCGCAAAGUCUUGAGAAACGGCCUGCUGUAUGCAGUCGUUGUCUUCAUCGCGAAUCUUUGGGUUGUCUUGGAGUUCGUCAAAGUACUCGACACUGGUGUUGGUGCAACAUUGCCACUUGCUGUGGUCUUGAUCGCGGCGCAACACCUGAUUCUUUCGACUCAACGCCUCAGCGACGACCAGCCAUCGACAACUGACGAGCACGGGCAUUCACACCCGAGUAGUGGGCCCCGUAGUCGGGGCGGGGCACCUGGGGGUGGCUACGGCUAUCCCCGAUCGCCCCGCGCCUACACAAAUAGCUCGACGGUGGUAUCGCGCAGCGACAGCGGCCGGAACACUGCACGACAAGACGUCGAAAUGCAGCCCGGCGUUUUUGUCUUCACAGAAACGUACGACACAAAAGACCCCGUCGACUCCCCGGGACAAACAACAUAUACGAGGGACAACAAAGUAAAUUUCGGAAUCGGUGUUUAG